Papilio polytes (common Mormon) is the source of this 1239-nucleotide messenger RNA. Its product is annotated as pituitary homeobox 1. Gene Ontology annotation, biological process: regulation of transcription by RNA polymerase II. The record is from RefSeq and is a predicted model, not a curated record. Bases 1 to 1239 code for a protein of 412 amino acids. Gene Ontology annotation, molecular function: DNA-binding transcription factor activity, RNA polymerase II-specific; RNA polymerase II transcription regulatory region sequence-specific DNA binding. The transcript is spliced from 6 exons. Lineage: Eukaryota; Metazoa; Arthropoda; Insecta; Lepidoptera; Papilionidae.
AUGUGGUUAGUCAGUGAGCGUCGGGGCCGCGCCGACGGCGAGCACGGCGGACACGGCGGGCACGGCACGCACGGCGAGGGCUCGGAGCACGAAACGCGAGGCGCGGGAGAACCGCGCUGCUCGCUACAGCGCGCCGGCUACAGCACGGUGGAGUUCAAGAGCUCGGCGUGCGCGGGGGCCGCGGAGCCGCCCGCGCCGCCGCUCUCCGCGCUGCCGGACCCCCAGCAGUUCAACAUCUUCCCGGCCUUCUUCAGCCGCCAGCUCAACUUCACAGGCGGCGGUGGCUGCGCCCAGGGCGCUAAGAUCAUGGAGGAGCUGCGACCCAACCUCGUGGGGGGACUUCUCGGGGUGCCGGGUCUACUCGACGAGCACCAGAGCGAUGCCAAGUUCCUUCCAUCGGGCGUCGAGAGCAAAUACACACCAGACAAGGGACGGAAAUGUAGCAACGCAUCAUCGUCUUCCGCCGAGGAGUUUGGCGGCCUGUACGGCGGAGACCACGCGGCAACGCCGCCCGCACCUCUAAGCCGAUCUUUACAAGAUCACUCAGAAGGCGCGUUCAAGAAGUUAAAACCUGAGCCGGGCGGGUCUGGCGGCGGGGGCUCCACGUCCGCGCUGUCGCCGGCGCUGGGCCCGCAACACGCCGGCCACACGCCUACCACUGCCUCGUGCCCCACGCCAGCCAGGCGGAGGCAUAGGACUACUUUUACACAGGAACAAUUAGCGGAAUUAGAAGCAGCAUUCGCGAAGUCUCACUACCCCGACAUCUACUGCAGAGAAGAGCUCGCGAGGACAACCAAACUCAAUGAGGCUAGAAUACAGGUAUGGUUUCAAAACCGUCGCGCGAAAUACCGUAAGCAAGAGAAGCAGCUGCAGAAGGCGCUGGCGCCGGCCGUGCUGCCAGGCUGCAACGGCAUGAUGCGCAACAUACAGGGCUAUCGUGGCUACCAGCCCUACCCGCAUCCUAACACCAUCAAUAGAUAUCCACAGCAUCACGGCAGCUACGAAGAGUUGCAGAAGGAUAUAUUCUCGCUGUCGCAAAUGGGAGGCGGCUCGUAUCCCAUGCCACAGGGUUUCUCUAUGGGCCACGGUGCCAACAUGUCCGCCGUAGGGAUGCGGCAAGACGCCAUGGGUAUGAGUGCUGAGGACGAAUGGUACAACAAAUCGCUAUCCGCGCUACGAAUGAACAGCGGCCACCAUGCGAACCUAGCCGCUGCACCCAUGCUGCAAUACCAGACCUAA